Sinocyclocheilus rhinocerous is the source of this 464-nucleotide messenger RNA. It is a transcript of the gene cops9, whose product is annotated as COP9 signalosome subunit 9. NCBI's taxonomy places the organism in Eukaryota, Metazoa, Chordata, Actinopteri, Cypriniformes, Cyprinidae. The coding region runs from base 165 to 338 and encodes 57 amino acids. The record is from RefSeq and is a predicted model, not a curated record. The transcript has 3 exons.
CAACCGCCAUAAAACUCCAAAAGAAGGAGAAGAAGAAGAAGAACAAACGAAACAGCACCGGAAACAGAGGGAAGCGUUUGUUUUGGUGAAUGUGACAGUGGGCUGAAAAAUACAUAAUUUUAAAAUUUGUUUACCGCUGACUUUUAAGUACUCGCGCUGAAGUUAUGAAGCCAGCAGUUGAUGAAAUGUUUCCCGAGGGAGCUGGUCCGUAUGUGGACCUGGAUGAGGCAGGGGGCAGCAGUGGACUGCUGAUGGAUCUGGCCGCCAAUGAGAAGGCCGUACAUUCAGACUUUUUCAACGAUUUUGAAGACCUGUUUGAUGACGAUGAUAUUCAGUGAUGAAGAGGACAGAUAGGAUUUCUCCAUUGUAUAAAAUGUUGUACAUUUUAAGUGUUUUUCUUUCUUCACUUUAAGAGUGAUGUUGCAUUGUUAACUCUCAGUUGAAUAAUAAACUAUUGUGCAAUA